AUGCCUAUUCCAAUUGUAGAUUCUCACAUCCAUCUUUUCCCGGAGUCUCACCUUCCAACUCUCGCCUGGUAUGGCCCGGAAUCCCCCCUGGGAUCCCAACACUCAGUCGAUGAGUAUCGCCUUGCGACAUCCUCGAUCUCCACCACCGCAGAUACCGCUGACCUGACAUAUCUGCGCGGCUUCAUCUUCCUCGAAACAGAUCGCAUAUCUUCCGUCGAGGAGGCUGGGGAAGGCUGGUCUCAUGCUCUAGACGAAGUCUCACUGCUUACGAGAAUCAUCACCGGGGCUCCUGCGGCGGGUGAGGGUCACCACGAUAAAGAUAGGCAUCUCUGCCUGGGGUUUCUUCCAUGGGCACCUGUGCCCGGGGGAUCUACCGUGCUACAGAAAUACAUGGACCUAGUGAAAGAACGUACCAAGACAGAUGACGUCUGGAAGAAGCUUCGGGGCGUGAGAUAUCUAUUCCAAGAUAAGCCGAAGGGUGUCAUGCUGCAAGAUGACGUUGUUGAGGGACUGAAAUGGCUUGGGAGAGAAAAGUUGGUAUUCGAUCUGGGGGUGGAUGCGAGGCAGGGUGGAUUUUGGCAGUUAAGGGAGGCAGUCGAAAUGAUGAGGAGGGUCUAUGAUGGUGUGAAAGAAAGCGAGAAGGUUGUUAUAGUCAUCAAUCACCUCUGUAAGCCGAAUCUCCGGCUUCCCGAUCCAUCGCCCGCCUCGAUAACGACGCAUCCCGAAUUUCUGGAAUGGUCGUCUCUGGUCACCGCCAUGGCACAGUAUCCCAACACGUACAUGAAGCUUUCGGGCGGCUUCUCUGAGCUACUGCCAGUUCCUUCGGAUCCCGAACCUGAUAUUGCUUCUAUUGUGGAGAGGAUUCGCCCUUGGACUGAUGUAGUGUUUGAUACAUUUGGUGCCGAGCGAGUGAUGUUUGGGUCUGAUUGGCCGGUCUGCAACGUAGGGGGAGGCGGUAACGCAGUCACCUGGAGACGUUGGAAGAGCAUAGUGGAAAGCAUCUUAGAGAAGAGGCAGUUAACGGACGAAGAGAAGAGAAAUGUAUGGGGUGGAGUAGCAGUGAAAGCAUACGGAGUCGAGAUAUGA
Messenger RNA from Aspergillus pseudonomiae, 1086 nucleotides. RefSeq lists its product as uncharacterized. The transcript has 2 exons. NCBI's taxonomy places the organism in Eukaryota, Fungi, Ascomycota, Eurotiomycetes, Eurotiales, Aspergillaceae. Gene Ontology annotation, molecular function: hydrolase activity. Bases 1 to 1086 code for a protein of 361 amino acids. The record is from RefSeq and is a predicted model, not a curated record.